Molecule: messenger RNA, 1910 nt
Organism: Planococcus citri (citrus mealybug)
Lineage: Eukaryota; Metazoa; Arthropoda; Insecta; Hemiptera; Pseudococcidae
Product: ubiquitin-conjugating enzyme E2 J2-like
Exons: 6
Coding region: 592-1194 (200 amino acids)
Source: RefSeq, a predicted model, not a curated record
UGUAUGCGUUCUUACGGAGUUUCUAUGCUAAGUAGGAUAGUCUCGCAAGAAAAUGGCUGACCAGCAUACCCCCUGUUAUAGUGCCCUAGUCAAAAGUUGCAUUAAUUUUUAAUGCAACGUUGCCACGUUGUCAAACAUGGAAAUUCUUUUUCAGUGUUUCCGACAUUGAACCGCAAAAUUGAAUAUUUUUCGUUUUCGUCUUUCAGCCUUCUUCAAGCAUCUGAGAAAUUUUUCAUUUGUAAAUUUUUUCUUCAAGUUAUACUAUUAAAUUAAAAUUCAACUUAGCUGAUUCAUUAAUUAAUUACCGAAAAAAUGAACAACGAAAGAAACCGUAACCAUGUUAGCGUUAGCCAUGUUUCAUAAACUGGUUAUACUGGUUCAUUCAUUUUCAAAACAAAGCCAAGAAAGUUGAAUAAAAACAAUAAUAUUAUUGUUUUUUAAAUCAAUCUGUUUCUAGGAAUCUAGGAAUUUUCAUUCCAGAUUUCAUUAAAUUCGCGAUAAAAUUAGGAAAAUAAAACCUAUGCCUCUCAUGUAACUAAAUGAGAAAAAAGUGAGACUUAUUAUUCAAGUGGUAUCUCAGGGUAAUGCGAAAUGGCUAGUCAAGAGUCCAAGUACAGUGCUUUUGCUCGCCUGAAACAAGAUUAUAUUUGUUUAAAGAAGGAUCCUAUACCAUACAUCGAAGCUGAACCAUUACCUUCCAAUAUUCUAGAAUGGUAUUACGUAGUUCGUGGUCCAGAGAAUACUCCUUAUGAAGGAGGAUAUUACUUAGGGAAGCUCGUAUUUCCUCGCGAGUAUCCGUUCAAACCACCUGGUAUUUAUAUGCUUACUCCUAAUGGCAGAUUCGAAACACGUAUGCGACUGUGUUUAUCGAUCAGCGACUAUCAUCCAGAAGACUGGAAUCCAGCUUGGAACGUAUCUACCAUACUUACAGGGCUUCUCAGUUUUAUGUUGGAUAAAAGUCCUACGGUUGGCAGUGUCGAAUGUUCGGACAAUAAACGACGAGCCUUGGCUACUAAAAGCUUAUCUACUAAUCUUCUCGAUAGUACUUUCUGUGAUCUAUUUCCCGAGUUGGUGAAGAAAAUAAAAUCCGAAUUAGAUGGAAAGAAACCGAAAGAAGAGACAACUACGAGUCGUAAACGUGAAUCACAAGAAAUGUACUCGAGUGACCUGGAAUCUGAUUCGUUUUCUGAUUGAAAUGUGUUCAGUUUCAUAUAAUACUGGAUUUCUUUCAUUGUUGUAUCCGAUACUCAGAUCUGUGAGACUCAUACACAACAUCCCGAUAUAUGAAUUGCAAAUGAUGAUACUGCAGCUACGUGCUGUGCGCAUAAUUUAAACACAAUUAUGAAUUUUAUGUAUUUCGUCGUUCGAAUAUUCUACUCGAUUUUUCGAGUAUUUUAUUCUUAUCUGUUCCUUGUAUUUUUUGACUGAAUUAGGUUUCGAGAUUUCUCGAAAAAAUGAGUAAUUUAUUUAAAUUUUCAUUCCCUACGUAAAAGAGUCAAAAACCGUUCGUAUUUAUAAGCUCGAAGUACUUCGAAUUGGACAUAGAAAAUGUUUAAAUUUGAACUUGACUCCCCGAACCAAAUUUACAUGAUGCAAUUUUGACUGAAAGCUCUUAGCUCACAGCAAUACAACACAUCAUCGAAGAACACAGGAUUAGGAUACAUGUUCCGAUUGCAUGACUUGCGACAGACGUGUGGUGAAGUUAAUACGUACUUGGUUAAAUUUACAUUGGAAUUUUAGGCAAUAUCCAUCGUUGUUUUCCGUCCUACUCAAAAAAUGUUGGAGUAACGAGAUUCGAAACAAUAUCGUAAGAUGUAUUAUUGUAAUAUACUCGUAUGUUCCUUUGUACUGUAUAUUGUAAUUAAAUUACUGAUCUAUUUUUAAUACAUCUAUUUUCAAGUUUUUUUUUA